Molecule: messenger RNA, 5645 nt
Organism: Fomitiporia mediterranea MF3/22
Lineage: Eukaryota; Fungi; Basidiomycota; Agaricomycetes; Hymenochaetales; Hymenochaetaceae
Exons: 16
Coding region: 91-5505 (1804 amino acids)
Source: RefSeq, a predicted model, not a curated record
AAGUGCGCGGUCUUUCUGGCUUUGAUAUGUUAACUAAUCUGCUUUCUUGAUAAGUAUAUCUUAUCUGUACUCAUAAAUUGAACUACUACGAUGAGUUCUAUCACCUUCCUGGUGACGGAACUUCAAUCCCUGGCCAGUGAAACGCGUAGAAAGCAUGCGGACGUACGCGAAGCAGCUGAGAAAGCGAUAACAAUCAUACGAAACCUGCCCGACCAAACAGCCGGCCGCUUGUCCGACGAUGGACCCCAGUCGGACGACCUUCUUCGUCCAGUCUUUAUGGGAUGUGCCACCAAAAAUGCGAAAGUUAUUGCGAUUUCCUUAGGGUCCCUGCAACGUCUCAUUGCACUGCAUGCCGUCCCGCCAGCAGCCGUUCCGGCUAUCGUGACAACGAUGAACGAGUGCAUGAGUCAAGGUGUCGAUAUCCAACUGCGUAUUCUUCAAACCUUGCUUUCCCUUAUUACGAAUUUUCCCGCAAUCCAUGGACAGCUACUUGGAGACGCGCUCCUGCUGUGCUUCAAAAUGCAAGAGUCGCGUAUUGCAGUUGUCUCCUCCACUGCCGCGGCGACACUUCGACAACUCGUCAUGUUUAUCAUUGACAAGGUUGUUGACGAAGAUCGCAAGGACGAUCUCUCACAAAGCGAACUUACUGAGACAGUCCUUCCAGAUGGGACCCAUAAGAACCUUGGACCCUCGGCUUUGGAUGCGUAUUCUGUCGUUGAAGACCUUUGCCUGCUUGCAAACUCAGAGAAACCGCAUUUUCUCAGACUUGGUUCUUUGCCGAAGACGUUUUCUCUCGAACUGAUUGAAAGCGUCUUGACCAACUACCACGACCUCUUCAGGCAACAUAACGAAUUACUAGUUCUCCUCCAACAUCAUUUAUGCCCUCUUCUGUUGAAGUUACUGUCCGACAAACCUCUGUUCCCCUUGACACUGAGGUCAACUCGCGUCGUUUUCAUUCUCUUGAAGCAAUUCUCGAACGAAUUCGUGACGGAAGCAGAGGUGUUCUUAGCUUUACUCAUCAAGAUCAUUGGUGGUGAAUCGGAAUCUGGAUCAUCGGAUGGACAGCCCCGGCCGCUUUGGAUGCGAGUUCUAGCCAUGGAAAUUAUACGAGGCCUUUGCAAUGAUCCUGAUGUAAUGCGUCACAUAUGGGAGUCCUAUGACUCUCAGGAGGGCGGCACUAAGCUGUUUGGCUCGCUCGUGUCUGUUCUCAAUCGACUCAGUACGGAGAAACCGGCCCUACUCGGUAUCUCUUCGCAGAUGUUCGGUGUUGGAGUCUCUUCGCACUCAGAUCAGGGCUCCUCUGUAGGAGCCGGUGGUUAUGGAUUCGAUGUUGGUACUGUCGCAGGUAUGGUGGCGAACGCGGCAAGCGCAACGGUCACAAAUGUCGUGGGCAGAAUGGGUGUAGAGCAUGGACUAGACCUGGUCAACUCUUCAAUGAAGUUGCAGUGCAUUGAUCAGUUAGAUAAAGCUGAUGCGCCUCCCAUUCCAGAGGCCUACAUCUAUCUCUUAGCCCUGCAGUGUCUGGUGUCCAUAUCCGAAGGGUUUGCUGCACAGACGCUACCUCUGUUCAAUACUAUCGUCGUCCAACGGUCGCGUGCAGCAGGCGAGACGACUAUCAAAGCCCCACCAGCUCUCGAUGUUUCAGCCCUCCCAGAAGAUCAGCCUUCAACAAGGCAGUUAAGAUCUGUGCACGGAAUGAUCGACAACGGUUGGCCUGGCCUGCUGGCAGCACUUUCAUUCCUGAUCGCGACAAACUUGUCCGACGAGUUAUUCGGUGAUGUCUUGCAAUCAUACCAGAACCUUGCGAAUGUCGCUGGGAUGCUUGGUCUCACGACCCCGAGAGAUGCUUUCCUGACCAGCCUUGCGAAGUUUGCCAUCCCUUCUCGUGUUGUAUCGAGCCUCGAUACAUACAUUGAACCACCAACACCGCGAUCUUCAAGUGCACUACAAGAAGGCUUCAGUUCUCUUACCGGAGGCCCGUCCUCACCUCCGGGUCUGUCGGAACGCAAUAUGGCCUGCUUGAAAGUUCUCAUUGCCAGUGCUCUAUUCCUCGCUGGGAGCCUCAGAUCUUCCUGGUAUCAGAUAUUCGAGGCGCUACAGAAUGCAGAAUACGUCCUAACUGCGAAGGGUCAGAAGCCUAUAGGAGCAAAACGCCCCAGUACGACGAGCUUAGGAGUGAGUCCUACCAGCAGGUCUGUUUCAACCUCUGCAGCCGGCCAACCGACAAACACUGUUACCUCUCCGCCUCGACAUGUGAUUCUGGCAGACGUGGAUAGCGAGAACAUUCAACGAGCGAUCCAGCGCUUGUUUGAUAGCUCAAAGAAUUUGGAGGAUCCUGCAUUCCGUGACUUCGUGUCUGCUCUAUGUAAGUUAAGCGCUGAAAUGAUCGAGAUGCAGUCGGUCACUGGGAUUUCUUCGGUGGAGCUUGACUCCGAGGAAAGCCUCGCCACAUUGACUACCUCUGUUUCCACCGAGAGCGCACAUAGAAGGCGCGUCAGCGGCAUUCACCUGCCGCGGACACUGCGGUCUAGAGAUUUUAGUAUAAACAAACUUGGAGCUAUAUCACGACUGAAUAUUCUACGCUUCACAUCCAGGUCUCCGGAUAUCGCCUGGACAGUCGUUAUGGGGCAUUUAGUUACCGUCCUGAGGAACAGAAUAGCUCCUCAUUCGAUCAGGUUACAGGCUUCACGAACUCUCGACGAUAUUCUGCUCAUCGUCCCGCGAAAUAUCGGACCUUCCGACGAGCGAAAGACUGCUGUUCAAUGUCUUAUGCUUGACGUUCUUGCGGAACAGGUUGCCCCUGACCCAGUUUCUGGAAAUACGACAACGCUCAUUGAAAUUCGGAAGAUGGGCCUUGAGACACUGCAUCAAAUCUUGCAGUUUGCCGGACAUACUUUGCUGGUGGGAUGGGAAACCAUUUUUGACAUGCUCGGAAGUGCAUGCGAUCCUAUUCCUGCCUCCAUGUCCAGUAUUCCGGAAAGUGUAGUCUCUUCACCAGCUGUCUCUCCAGGUGUGUCAAAACCGCCACCUCUUCAAUUUGUCUCCGUUCCCGACAAAGGCAGUGCGGUACUGGUCAGGAUUGCUUUCCAGUCUCUUACGCUGGUCUGUGACUCGCUGUCCGCAUUGUCACCCGAACAUCUCAGAUUAUGUAUCAGCACGAUUGGCCGCUUUGGCCGACAAGCUGAUACCAACAUUUCUCUGACGGCAGCUGGUAGCCUAUUAUGGGGUGUAUCAGACUCCAUUCAGACAAGAAGGAAGGAUUCUGAGCGAGAGGAGGAAUAUAAUGCCCUUUGGAUGCUCUUGCUCCUAGAAAUGUUGGGCUUGUGUACGGACCUUCGCUCUGAAGUGCGUGUCGGUGCUAUUCAGACACUUUUUCGUGCCUUGCAGCUCUAUGGAAACUCGCUGAGUCUCAAAACCUGGGAUGACUGCUUAUGGAAAGUGACGUUCCCAUUGCUGGAGUCUCUUUCGGAUGCGAUCAAGCAAGUGUCCUUGCCAUCGUCUGCAACCGCAGGCGCUCCUAGUCCUCCUGUUGAAAUAGUGAAGGCUUGGGAUGAAAGCAAGACUCUCGCGCUACAGUCAGUCGGGUCCAUAUUCAACGAUUUCCUUAUAAGCAAGUUCAUUCGCUUAGAUUCGUUCGAACGCGUUUGGGAUACAUUUGUUAUGCAUAUCCAAACCUCAUUCAUGUUUGACUCUGCAUCGAGCUGCACAGCGGCACUUCGGUGUCUAGAGAAGGCCGUCAAAGCUGCCCAUGCAUCGUCGGACGAUGUUGCCGAACGAGUGAAGGUCGUAUGGCACCGAACGUGGGCAGCAUGUGAUGAUAUGGGACAGCUUGUACUGAGGAGAACUCGACCUCCUCUUCCAGGCUAUACUGGUGGUGGCCCUACUUCUAUACCGUUUGACCAAGAUAGUCUGCUUGCUUUCGUUGAUGCAAUCAAGGCAACACGUACUCUGAGCAAAGAGAAAGAGGGCUGUGAAUGGGAGUUAGAGCAACUCACUCGUUUAAUGGCAAUUUUGAAGGGAGUCCUAACUUAUCCCGAUUCACCGAGCUAUCGACCAGAUAUCGACGACUUAACUCUAGUGCAGACUACUGUUGUCGGUGCCAUGAACGACGUGGAUCUGUCGGUGGCAGGGGCUUCUUCGCUAGUCUUACGUGAUCUCUCGGAGAUCUUGACAUUACCAUAUCUCGGUGCGUUUGAUGUGCAUGGUCCUGCAGGUGAUCCAGCUCGACCAUCAAAAGACCCGCGGGUGUCGAAACGUGUGACAUAUAUCGGCUUGACGAAGAAAAUUACGACAAUGCUUUUGGAAAUCUUCCUCCGAUUCAAAGAAGUUGAAGUCAUUUAUGCGGACGGGACACUCGAAUCUGUUUUCUCUGCAUUCGCUGUUCCAAUAAAGCUAAAGUACGAGUGUCCCGCCCCCUCUAAGUAUGGUAGCGAUAUCCCUUUAUGGAAGACUGCCACUACAUCUUUCUUGCUCAUUGUGAAAGAGUCCACGAAGAUGCUGAGAUCUUCAGAGAAAGAGAUUCCGAAUGAACGAGUUGAAGGUAUUUGGCGGCAUAUCAUAGACGUAUUCCGAGGCGGAAUCCUUGCCGAUUGUCGGAUUGCAGAAAGUUUAUCGCUGGAAGAACAAGAGGCGGAAGAAAUGUUCGACAUUUCCCUCGUCGCCUCCCUGGAAACGGAUGUUGUGCCUUUCGUUGGAGAUAGUCGUGUAUCGGACCAGAUUGUCAUUCAGCUUGCGAAGACGCUUCAUCGGGGAAGCCUUCUCUAUUUAACUGACGACUCUGCAUGGGAUGAACGUUCUUUAACGCCUCGUUCUGUUUCGUCGUCGGAGAAUACAGCUGUGGAUUAUGUCGGAUCUACAAUGAAUGUCGACAUCACUUCACGAGAACGGUUCGCGUAUUGGUGUCUGGAUCUCCUGUUCCUCAUUGGCUCAGAUUUAGUGAAAGAUGAGGAGCUAUUAAGGCGCCGUAUCGCCACACUUACCCUUCCUAUCCUGCUUCAUCGCUGCCGUACAACUCUUGUCUCCUAUCUUGCCGAUGAAAUGCUCCGAGGGAGCUAUCCAUUUCCAAGAGCACGUGAAGAGGAACUUGUCUACAUCCUCAAGAAGCUGCUGGUACUGCGCCUUUGGCCGGGUUCACUUUGGGCCGCAUUUUCUCCAUCCCCGUCGGCAUCCUGUUCCGAGCAACCGGGUGUGGAAGCGAACUUGUCACCCCCACAGCUUUUCGCGGAAGCGUCAAAGCGAUCCAACAAAGCGCAUCUGUUCCAUCUCUACACACCCUUGUGUCAAAUUGCCGCUCUACCCCGGAAGCCGCCAGUAGCUUGGGCUCCGGUCUUCUCCGAUGGUGGGAUGAAGAAAGGAGGCUCUUCGCUACCGGCAACUGAUCCUCAGCCGGGGAAGGUAUCUCUUGUUGCUACAAAUGCAGAGUCUCCAGAUGUAGAGGAGCUUGACGCGCGUGAGCUAGCUUCUGCGUGCCUCGCGGAAAUUGGAAGAGAGUUGGGUGUAGCAUAGGCACUUUCACUUUUCUUUUACCUUUUUUCCUUGUUUUACCUUUAAUUUAUUAGUUUCGGUGUUUCUAAUAGUCCAUCAGUUCCUUAGUGUUUUGUCUGUAGCUUUGGUGAAGGCUUCUGCGCAGGCGGAAAUACUUUCAC